GGUCCAAAGUCAUGAAAUUUUCUUGAUUCACGUUGUCUAUUAAAUGGGCGUAGCCAAUCAAUCUUCUUCUUGUGCUUCUUUGAGGAAGAACCGAACAUUCUGAUUCUCAGGCUGAUCGGUGAUUGAUAUCUGGUGCUGUCUGUUGAGAAAAAAUGGCAGAGGAGAGCAACCUUGAUGGAGAUGUAAAGGCAGAACGGCAGUCCAGUGAGGAGCAGAACAAGGAAAAGAUAGGGGGCAAGUUUAAGGUACCAUUUUACCGGCUCUUCUCAUUUGCGGAUUCCUUGGACUGUACCCUUAUGGUUGUAGGCACAGUUGGUGCUGUCGGGAGUGGGAUCUGCCUUCCUCUCAUGACGGUAAUCUUCGGGGAGCUCCUGGACUCUUUCGGGGGUGCAGGGGAUACAAAGGUUGUUUUGCAUAACGUGUCCAUGGUGUCUCUGAAGUUCGUCUACCUGGCUUUAGGAUCAGGCAUCGCAUCAUUCUUCCAGGUUGCUUGCUGGAUGGUCACUGGUGAGAGGCAGGCUGCACGGAUUCGAAGAUUAUAUCUGAAGACAAUUUUGGGGCAAGACGUUGCCUUUUUUGACAAAGAAACAAAUACUGGGGAGAUCAUCGGACGGAUGUCGGGUGACACUGCUCUCAUUCAAGGCGCCAUGGGUGAAAAGGUGGGACAGUUUCUACAGUCAGUUGUGACAUUUAUAGCAGGAUUUAUCGUGGCAUUCAUUAAAGGAUGGCUUCUCACCCUCGUCAUGUUAAGUUCGAUUCCACCUCUCAUAUUGUCGGGUGCGAUCAUGACCACCAUCGUGGCAAAAAUGUCAGCUCGUGGGCUAUCUGCUUACUCCUCCGCAUCAACUGUAGUUGCGCAAGCCAUUGGUUCAAUAAGAACAGUUGCAUCAUUUACGGGAGAGAAAUUAGCUAUUGCAAAGUACAACAGAUCUUUAAACAAGGCUUACAAAUCAGGAGUCCAAGAAGGUUUGGCCACGGGAUUCGGGUUUGGGUUGAUGAUGUUCAUUGUGAUGUGCACUUACUCUCUAGCCCUUUGGUUUGGUGGAAAGGUUAUCAUCGAGAAGGGAUACACAGGAGGAGAUGUCAUGAACAUUAUCUUUUCCGUGCUAGUUGGCUCAAUGGCACUGGGUCAGGCCUCUCCAUGCCUGAGCACGUUCACUGCAGGGCAGGUGGCAGCAUUUAAGAUGUUCAAGGCCAUCAGUCGAAAACCUCUUAUCGAUGCUUACGACACUAGGGGACUGCAGUUGGAUGACAUUCGUGGUGAUAUAGAACUGAGGGAUGUCUACUUCAGCUAUCCUGCCAGGCCUGAUGAGCUAAUCUUCAAUGGGCUCUCUCUCUCGAUACCAAAUGGCACGAACUUGGCUUUGGUGGGAGAGAGUGGGAGCGGAAAAUCUACAGUAGUUAAUUUGAUUGAGAGGUUUUAUGACCCACAAGCAGGUGAAGUCCUUAUUGAUGGAAUCAACAUUAAGAACUUUCGACUGAAGUGGUUAAGGCAGAAGAUAGGCUUAGUAAGUCAAGAACCAGUUCUGUUUGCUUCGACCAUACGGGAAAAUAUAUCUUACGGAAAGGAAGGACCAACAGAUGAAGAGAUAAAGGCCGCUACCAAGCUGGCAAAUGCUGCCAAGUUUAUCGACAAAUUGCCUCAGGGACUGGACACAAUGGUGGGUGAGCACGGGAUCCAGCUAUCUGGGGGGCAGAAGCAGAGGAUUGCCAUUGCGAGAGCAAUCCUAAAGGACCCGAGAAUACUGCUUCUUGACGAGGCCACAAGCGCUCUUGAUGCAGAGUCAGAGAGAGUUGUGCAGGAGGCGCUUGACAGGGUCAUGAUGAAGCGGACCACCGUGAUUGUAGCUCAUCGACUUAGUACUGUGAGGAACGCCAAUGUGAUUGCUGUGAUCCAUCAGGGAAAGAUCAUCGAGAACGGGUCUCAUAUGGAGCUAACCGAGGAUCCUGAUGGAGCGUAUUCUCAGCUCAUAUGCUUACAAGAAUUCAAAGCUGAAACAGAAAGAAAUGUGGUGAUCGAUCAGGAAAGGCCCGAGAUCAUCAUUGACUUGGGAAGAACUUCGAGUCAGCGGAUAUCAUUCCUAAGAUCCAUUAGUCAUGGAUCUUCAGGAGUCGGAAACAGCAGUCGCCACUCAUUCUCGUUAUUCGGUGUUCCUACAGCCAUGGCACUUGAGAAGGAGCCCCAAGGAUGUGUUCUGGAAAAAUCAGUGGAAACAUCAGAGUUCCCAUUCCUCCGUUUGGCUGCGCUGAAUGGCCCCGAGAUCCCAGUCCUAGUCCUGGGUUCAAUAGCUGCAGCUGCAACUGGGAUGAUAUUCCCAAUAUUUGGAAUCCUUCUUUCGAAAACCAUCAAAACAUUCUACGAACCGAAGGAUGAGCUAAGAAAGGACUCACGAUUUUGGGCUCUUAUAUUCUUUGCGCUCGCAGGCUCGUGCCUUCUAGUCUAUCCUUUAAAGUCGUAUUUCUUCUCCAUCGCUGGGUGUAAGCUGAUAAGAAGAGUUCGGGAGAUGUGCUUUGAGAAGGUUGUUUACAUGGAGAUGAGUUGGUUCGACGAGGCUGAGAACUCGAGUGGUGUAAUUGGUUCUCGACUUUCUGCUGAUGCAGCUUCUCUCCGCGGACUGGUCGGGGAUGCCUUGGGGCUGCUCGUUCAGAAUGUGGCCACAACAAUCGCCGGAUUAGCUAUUGCAUUCCAGGCAAACUGGCAACUGGCUUUUAUAGUACUUGUGCUAAUACCGUUGGUAGGAGCAAACGGGUAUGUCCAAGUGAAAUUUCUGCAAGGAUUCAGCGCAGACGCAAAGAAGUUGUAUGAAGAAGCGAGUCAGGUGGCCAGUGAAGCAGUUGGGAGCAUCAGAACAGUUGCUUCCUUUUGUGCCGAAGAUCGGGUAAUGGAAACGUACAAGCAAAAGUGUCGGGGCCCUAUCAGGACGGGGAUCAAACAAGGCCUCAUAAGUGGAUUUUUCUUUGGACUAUCAUUCUUCUUGCUGUUUUCGGUGUAUGCCUGCUGCUUCUAUGCUGCAGCACGACUCAUCAACGACGGAAAGACAACAUUCUCUGAAGUUUUCCUGGUCUUCUUCACUCUUGCAAUGACAGCUUGGUCAAUUUCUCAAUCAGGCUCUUUUGUUCCUGAUUCGAGCAAGGCAAAGAGUUCUGCGGCUUCUGUGUUUGCAAUUCUCGAUCAGAAAUCAAAAAUUGAUGCAGGCGAUAACUCCGGGACAACGUUAGAGAAUGUUAAGGGCGAAAUCGAGUUUCACCAUGUCAGUUUCCGAUACCCCACUAGGCCCGAAGUGCAAAUAUUCCGAGAUCUCUGCUUAACAAUCCGGCCCGGCAAGACUGUUGCAUUGGUUGGAGAAAGUGGGAGCGGGAAGUCGACGGUGAUCUCGCUUUUGCAGAGAUUCUACGAUCCUGAUUCCGGAACCAUAACAUUGGAUGGGGCGGAUAUCCAAAAGUUUCAGCUCAAGUGGAUGAGACAGCAAAUGGGCCUCGUCAGUCAGGAGCCAGUGCUAUUCAACGACACAAUACGGGUAAACAUAGCUUAUGGGAAGGAAGGGAUCGCCACCGAGGCCGAGAUUUUGGCUGCUGCAGAAACCGCAAACGCCCACAACUUCAUCAGUGGCCUGCAACAUGGAUACGACACGGUGGUGGGCGAGCGAGGAGUGCAGCUAUCGGGAGGACAGAAGCAAAGAGUAGCGAUAGCGAGGGCCAUUGUUAAGUCCCCAAGAAUACUACUACUAGACGAGGCCACCAGUGCACUAGAUGCCGAGUCCGAGCGGGUAGUCCAGGAUGCGCUGGAUCGAGUUAUGGUGAACAGGACCACCAUCGUGGUAGCCCACCGGCUCGCCACCAUCAAGGGGGCCGACCUAAUUGCGGUGGUGAAAAAUGGGGUCAUCGCCGAGAAAGGGAAGCACCAAGUUCUGAUGGGUAUCGAGGACGGGAUAUACGCUUCUCUGGUGGCAUUACAUUCGAGCGCUCCAUCGUAGUGUGAUCUUAUCUCUGUCCCGACCUGGCAAAUUAAAACAUACAAAAUAACAAUAAAACAAAAGCAGAGUCAUGAAUGUCCAUAUGAACAUUUAUCUUAUUUGCGUUUAAUAA
Messenger RNA from Punica granatum (pomegranate), 4086 nucleotides. Lineage: Eukaryota; Viridiplantae; Streptophyta; Magnoliopsida; Myrtales; Lythraceae. The record is from RefSeq and is a predicted model, not a curated record.